AUGGGUAACAAAAGCUCAACAAUAACUACUGCUAAUCGUUCAUCCUCCUUAUCUAUUACAAAUAAACUGAAGAAAUCGUUAUCAUCACCGUUGCUUGCCACUAGUGGAUCAACAGCAGCCACCAGCAACAGCACUGCCGUACUGCCUCAUUCUGCCCAGCGUCUUCUACAAAAUUUCCUUCUCAUCUGGCUCGAUACUAAUAUUGAUGAGUCAAAGGAAGAUUUUAAAAACUCCUUAAAACAUCUACGGCAUGUUGUGGCAUUAACCACAAUAUUUACUAAUUCUCAAGAAUGUCUUAAUUUUCUUAGUGAAAUAAAAAAAGAAAAAGUAUUUAUGAUUGUUUCUGGCUCAAUUGGCCGACAUAUUGUACCAGAAAUUCAUUCAUGGCCACAAUUGGAUUCCAUUUAUGUGUUUUGUGGCAAUCAGUCUCCCCACGAAGAAUGGACCAAGAAACUGUUUAAGGUGAAAGGUGUUUACACUGAUAUCGAGCCGAUUUGUAAAGCCUUACAAACCGAUCGUGAACGAUGCGAUCAAGCUAUGAUCUCAAUCAGUUUUCGUGAUAUUGAUGCAUUGUUUAUGUAUACACAAUUAUUUAAAGAAGUUCUUUUAGAAAUCGAUGAUGACGACACUAAAUCCAUCAAAGAACUUGUUGAGUACUGUCGUCUUCAAAAUGAUAUUGCUGAAGAUGAAAUUAAAAAGAUUGAACAAGAAUAUCAUCGUUACACACCAAUUUGGUGGUACACCGCACCAUACUUUAUCUACUCGAUGCUCAAUCGAGGUUUGCGUGUACUUGAUGUCGAUAUUAUACUCAAAAUGGGUUUCUUCAUUCGACACCUACAUCGACAUAUUGAAAAAUUAUAUCACGAACAACAAUCUACGAAGACAGCAACGACAAGUCCAUUUCAAGUAUUUCGAGGACAAGGCUUAUCUAUCCAAGAUUUUGAGAAAAUGAAACGAACAGAAGGAGGACUUAUGUCGUUUAACAAUUUCCUCUCAACAAGCUGCGAUCGUAAUAUUUCCCUAAAAACUUUUGCACGUCCUGCAGCACUCAAUCCUAAUUUGGAACAUUGGUUUAGUGCAUUAUAA
Messenger RNA from Rotaria sp. Silwood2, 1086 nucleotides. The record is from the annotation of a GenBank genome assembly. Lineage: Eukaryota; Metazoa; Rotifera; Eurotatoria; Philodinida; Philodinidae.